This is a messenger RNA of Sphaerodactylus townsendi, 5747 nucleotides long. It is a transcript of the gene ERGIC2, whose product is annotated as ERGIC and golgi 2. The coding region runs from base 465 to 1598 and encodes 377 amino acids. Lineage: Eukaryota; Metazoa; Chordata; Lepidosauria; Squamata; Sphaerodactylidae. Gene Ontology annotation, biological process: endoplasmic reticulum to Golgi vesicle-mediated transport; retrograde vesicle-mediated transport, Golgi to endoplasmic reticulum. The transcript has 15 exons. Gene Ontology annotation, cellular component: endoplasmic reticulum; COPII-coated ER to Golgi transport vesicle; membrane. The record is from RefSeq and is a predicted model, not a curated record.
AGAACGGCACCCACAAACAUACUUCCGAGCGCUGUCCUAAUUUUUUUCUAUUCAUGGUUCCUGGAAGCGGGAGGGGAAGAGGGAACAGCGGACUGUCAUGAGUAGCUUUCUAAUUGGUCCGGGUGGCUGAAUUAUUUUCCCCCGCCUUCGGCGCGUCUGCCUCUCCUUUUUUAUCUCCCCCUCCUCCCGUCUCCCAUUUCAAAGGUUCCACCGGCGUGCCGCUCCGGUUCCCACCUUCCCCCAGAGGUGCAAAAUUGUUGGGGGGUUGCCUGGAAAAGGGGGCGCAGAUGAGGCGGGACCCCUGAACGCGGGAGCUCAGAGAGGGCUGCAAGAGAAUCUCUUGCCUCACGAUCUCUGCUUUGAUCUUUGUGUGUCUCUCCAAGAUGAUACUGAACAAUACUGACAAGAGGAACAGAACAUCAAGAUUGAAUAUAUGAAGGAAAAUAUUGAGGAACCUGCUGAAGAUGAGGCGCCUGAAUCGGAAGAAGACUUUGAAUUUAGUGAAAGAGUUGGAUGCCUUUCCGAAAGUUCCUGAAAGCUACAUUGAAACUUCUGCAAGUGGAGGAACAGUUUCUCUAAUCGCAUUUACUACUAUGGCUCUUUUAACCAUCAUGGAGUUUACGGUCUAUCAAGACACCUGGAUGAAAUAUGAAUAUGAAGUAGAUAAAGAUUUCACUAGUAAAUUAAGAAUCAAUAUAGAUAUUACAGUUGCAAUGAAAUGCCAAUAUAUCGGGGCUGAUGUUCUGGAUUUGGCGGAAACUAUGGUCGCCUCCGCAGAUGGUUUAAUUUAUGAGCCAGUAAUAUUUGAGCUUAGUUCCAUGCAAAAAGAAUGGCAAAGGAUGCUGCAUAUAGUCCAGAGCAGGCUACAAGAAGAGCACUCACUUCAAGAUGUAAUAUUCAAAAGUGUUUUCAAAAGUGCUUCAACAGCCUUACCACCCAGGGAAGACAACCCAUUGCAGCCCCCAGAUGCUUGCCGAAUUCAUGGGCACCUGUAUGUUAAUAAAGUGGCAGGAAACUUUCACAUAACUGUGGGCAAGGCGAUUCCCCAUCCGAGAGGCCACGCACAUUUGGCAGCGCUUGUGAGCCAUGAGUCAUACAACUUCUCCCAUAGGAUAGAUCAUUUGUCUUUUGGAGAGCUCAUCCCAGGCAUUAUUAAUCCUUUAGAUGGUACAGAAAAGAUUGCAUCAGAUCACAACCAGAUGUUCCAGUACUUUAUCACAAUUGUGCCAACAAAACUCCAUACAUCUAAAAUUUCUGCAGAAACUCAUCAGUUUUCAGUUACAGAAAGGGAAAGAGUUAUCAACCAUGCAGCUGGCAGCCAUGGAGUGUCAGGGAUUUUCAUGAAAUAUGACAUCAGUUCCUUGAUGGUGACAGUGACAGAAGAGCACAUGCCCUUCUGGCAGUUCUUGGUGAGACUUUGUGGUAUCAUUGGAGGAAUCUUCUCUACUACAGGAAUUUUACAUGGGAUUGGAAGAUUCAUUGUGGAAAUUGUCUGCUGCCGUUUCAAGCUAGGCUCUUCUAAAUCUACAUUUGUCGCGAAUCAAGAUGGUCACUUGAAUAACCACGUACCUCUCAUGACAGAUGACACUAUGCAUUAGCACAUUCUCCAGAAACUGUUUUUGCUUGCUUUCUGCUCGAUGCAGAUGACAUUUUUAAUAACAGAAAACAUUGUGCAAUAUGACAAGACAGUGCUUGAUGGGGAACAGGAAAAUAAGCCUUUUUUUAAAAAAAAAAUCCUUCCUGUGUGACAUGUCUCUCUUUGGAAUUCAGAAAGAGACCAAGAAAUCCCAAGAAAUUGACCUCCUCUUGAAGGAACAGGAUUGUGGUGUGGAUGUGGUGGAUAGUCAAAGCAAACAGUUUCACAGGAAAUGCUGUUGAAAUAUCAACAUAGAACAGUUUCCCAGGUUCUUACCCUGCAGGCUCCCGUGAAAGCCAUUGUACAGAGGAGUGAAGUCUGGAGGGAUGUGUGUGUUCAGCAUGGAAUAUAGCAAAGAAAAUUAGCAGGACAAGCUACUGGACAUUUUGUGACUGUUUUCAAAACUAGGGUGUAAGAUUUGUUUGUUUGUUCCUGUUAUGCCUAUAGGAAUAUCAGUGCUGUAACAAAAGUACAGAAAACCCAGAAAUGGAAAAUACACAAGGAAGUAAACAAGCUGGGGUAUAUGAUUGGGAACAGAUUGUGUGGAUGAUGUUUGUACAUUAAAAAAAACUUUUUGCAUAUUUCCAAACAAGCCCAUUCAUAUCUAGGAGAAAAAAAGAACAAGUAGGGCAAAGAAUACCUUUGCUUGUUAAAUCCACUGUUGUGAAUCCUCUUGGGAAGCAGUAGAUUCUUUUCUUGGAAGCUUCACCAGCAUUUUACUGGAAUUCUGUCAUUGAUAGAGUUAUCAAUGGAAUUCUGUCAUUGAUAGAGUUAUAUGCCUAAAGUUUGGAGAUGCGUUCCAACUUCUUGUAAAGCCACCACUUUGAGCCACUCCACUGAUUCUUCUUCCAAAACCCACCCUCAUUCUCCUGAAAUUAUUGGUGGACUUCAUUCUGGAAUGACAGCAGUUCAGGAUGCAGGUAGUUCAGGAAAAGAGCCAUACGUUAGUCCUGUUGAUUUCAUGCUGGAUGGUGGCCUAGUACCCCAAUACAGCAAGGCGGAUAUGUCCACAUGGCUGGUGUGCCUGCUAAAUUUCAUCUGAUCUCCACUGACCUUAAUAUAGCACAUCUCUUCUGAGGGAAAUGUAAUGCAUUAUAGUUCGAUCAGUGUGUAUUUUUCUAUAAAACAUGAUUGAAAAUCCUGACUGAAGGAAAUAAAAAGCAGACUGUUGGAUGAAUUCCUCCAUCUGGUGAACAGGGUUCCCUCCAUUGCAGAAAUUGAAGCUGCUGUUGGGAAGUGCUACUAUGCAAUACUUAGUGGGUACCAGCCAGAUGCUUUAUGAGUAGAAGAGGAACAUAGUCCUUGCUGAGCAGGUUUACCACCUACAUUAGAUGGUCAGACCAUAGUAGAAAGUAAGGUCAAAAUUUGAUGCACAAGGUGGGAUUGGAGCAGAAUCAGCAAAUUGGAAUGUAGCUAAAGUGAAGGCCUAGAGUUGGAUAGGAAAACAUUCUUAAGAUUUCAGGGUGACUGAGGACCAGUACAAACAUAGAGAUGGCUUGAAGAAGCUUCCUUGUGACUCAGUGGCUUCCUGGGGGAGACGGGAACAGAGGGAGCUAAUGCCCUAGGCGCCAUUUGCCCCUGUCACAUGGGGGGCACAUUUGGCUGCCCCUUCCUUCCAUGCUGCCUCCUUUUCUGUACCCCACCCAUCAGCCUGAGCCUCUGCUGCUGGCUGCCUUGAGCUGCUACUGCCUGGGCCGCCUGCCUCAGCUGCAGCAGGCCACCUGCUGGCCCUGGCAUUUGAAACACUUGGCAGUCCCUCCAGCAAGGUGCCCUUCCGUAGUUGGCUUGGCUGAGCACCUUGGGCUCCAAGGCAAGUGCCCCUUGUGACCCCUCUGUGCCGUGGGGCGCGUUUGCCUUACUCUGCUGUCUGCCUUCCCUCUUCUUUCUCCUAGCGCCUGCCCUGCCCUGCCCUGCCCAACCCGCAAAGGGGAGGCAGGUGACCGGGGGGGGUGUGUGUGUGUGUGUGUGCAGAGGCACUGGCAGUCUCACCUCAGGCUGGCUGCACAAGGAAGGUGACAGCUCUAACAGGUGGAAUCCCACUGUGAAGGAGGAGGCAGUCAUGGAUGGGGGCAAAGAAGAAGGCAGGCCAGAAGGAGGGGACAAGCCAGAGCCACUGCCCUCUGCCCGGUGAGCUGGGGUCCCCACUGCAAGAGCUCCUGCUGUUUGGUCCCCCUCCUGUUCCUCUGUCCUGACCCCUGCCUUGCCCUGCUGGGCUCCUCCCUUGGCUGCUUGCCUCCACUUUGCCUCUGUCCAGCCAGGAUAUGAGCAAGGACCAUUUCCAGUUCUGGAUGUACUCCAAGGGCUCCCGGCUGAGCAAUAUCAUAUUGGGGUGGGGGUUAGGGUUAGGGACACUUGCAAAUUGUGGGGGAGGGGUACUGGACUCAGAGUGGGGAGACACAAUUCCAUUGCUUGCCCUGGGGACUGGUUUUUGUAGAUACGUCACUGGGAUGGCAAACUUUGAAAGACCUUGUCUUACAAUGUCUCUGUCUCCCUAAUAGCACAAGCAGGGACCAGGGCUGGUGUUCAGCCUCCAUCAUCUGAUUAGGCAAACCCACACGGAAGGUGGAUUUGAAAUGUGACAAGAGGCUGGGUGGAAGGCUUCCUUGCAGAAACUCGUUCUCAGCAGCCUUCAGCCUCAAGGCCAUGUCAUACAAAGGAAUCCUUGAUCACCUAGUUCUUGUCUUUUGUGUCCACUGCUUCUGAGGGAAAUGUUGUUUAAUAAAGGGCCAGAGAUCCUGUGGCGAAUAGUGUUUGACUUAGGCCCGAGAGAGCAACCUGAUAAGACAGUCUAGCCUGAUCUUUGUGAAAGCUUAACAGGAUCAGCUACUUGGAUGGGGGAUCACCAAGGAAGACCAAUCUAGGUUGCCAUGCAUAGGACAUGAAUGGCACAACACCUCUGCUCAUCUCUUGCCUUGAAAACCCCAUGCACCUGGGGUCGCCAAGUUGGUUUCUAGUUGCAACUUGACAGCACACAACCAUUAUUAGGCUUGAGAGACCGAGUUUCAAGUCUACAUUGAACUAUAAGUUUACAACAUGGUUCAGUUUGGCCAUCAGUAAAAUGGGAAUAAUAUCCUGCAAGGCAAGCUAAUUGUGAGGAUGUAUUAUGUAAACAUUUGAUGAUAAACAUGUUUAAAACAAACUGCUACAAUAUUCGGUGAUAAAUUAUCACAACAAAUUGUAUUCAUUUUAUCUAUAAGGUCUGUUAACAGCAGUUCUGUUAGAAAUCCUCCACCCCCCUGGUAACUGAUCCUUCCUCCUAUGGCAGAGCUUAGAAAUGGUUUCUGCAUGGAUCGUCUCCAAGGGUGCCAGAAAGGGAAGGCAGCAUGGUGGCCCACCUCCUACUCCUGGAGAGCCACUUCCAAAGUUGUGACGCACAGCAGGGAAGCAAUUCUGGACAGCAGGUACUGUAGCCCCUAAAAAUGUAGAGGAAGUAAACUUAAGAAGAAAAGGCUUGCUGUAGGCUGCAUUGUGAGAUUGUUGUUGUGUAGACACAAAGUUCAAGUCUAGCAGUACACUUAGCUUAUAAAACACAACUGGUACAUUGUUUGUCCUCAACUAGUUUUCUCAGGAAAAUGUAGAUUGCAUCUCAUGGAUCUGUUCUGCUAAUGGUGGUGCCUUCCUUCAACACAGGGCAUGUUCAUCUGGCACAAGAGGGUGUUCUGCCAAUGCAAGAGCCUGUUGUGUCAGGAGAAAGCACCUUGUGCUGGAGGAAAGGUGCCAGUAGUGUUAGCUGAAUGGAUCCAUGGGAGAGAAUCCAAUGUGUAACAAAUGGCUCAGUGUGUUCACAUUGAUGAUUAUGGGAGGAGAGCCCUUUCUCCAGCCUGGUCCAUUGGGAUGGAUGUCAUUGCAGGGAAAUUGAGUUUGCCUCUCAGGACCACCCUAUUUUCAAAUGAAAGAUGUGGGGGAGAAAUGCAUUUGGGCAAGCCUCCCAACCUCUUUACGAAGGAUGUGAGAAUUGUAGCCACAAUUCUGCUGAAGGUGCAGUGCAGUAAAUAUAUGGAAUGGACACUUUUGUGAAAGUCAUUUUUUAAUUCUGAUUUUUUUUGUGGUAAAAGAAUACUUUUUGUCAUAGUAUUCUCAUCCCUGUAUAUUAAAGAAGCCCAUUAAAACA